Messenger RNA from Acaulospora morrowiae, 1819 nucleotides. Lineage: Eukaryota; Fungi; Glomeromycota; Glomeromycetes; Diversisporales; Acaulosporaceae. The record is from the annotation of a GenBank genome assembly.
CGGGCGAUAUGAUUCUAUGAGCGACACGUUUCAAAUAUAUAAGCUGGCUUGCGAGAAAGCUUUACGUCGUUCUACCAAAUCUAGUAACAUUCUACGAGACGCUUAUGAAGGAUUUUCUAAGAUUCCCGACAUUUGGGCCCUGAUGGUCGUUCGUGGUAACAAGCAGAGAACGCAAUAUUUAUCAACGGUAGAGGCUAUGGAAUCAAUGGUUGACAUAAACUACUAUAAUCUCAUUUUAGAAAAGCUUAUUACCGACGCUAACACGUUUUAUACGUUUCAGGUUUCUCUUAAAUUCGUAAGCCCAACAGAGGAGAAUCCUGUUUUUUCAAACAAGAAAAAAAUUGGGAAACGAUUGAAUGAUUUAAUUCAAGAUGAGACGUCCCGUUCGUUGCUAUUAUAUGAGUUGAGGAGCCUCUUUGAAUCCUUCAAUGCCAGUAAUAUCGAAUGGAACGAUCCACUCAGCUUCGCGGAUUUCCAAGGAAAUGAUGAGGAAUUUGAAGACAUAUGCGUGAUGCAUAGGAUUAUAGACUCUAUCCGACAUAUCUGGUGCUACUUUAACGAUGAAAACAAGGCUGAUGAAGGGACAUAUAUCGUCCGCAUAGUAUCUAAUUUUCUUGAUUCAUUAUUUUGCUAUGAAAAUAGCAAACUUAAAAUUAUCUGGGCCGAAGAAGUUUCGGAGGCAUCUCAACGUCGGAUGGAUGAUUCUGGAGAAAUCAGAAUUGGUCACAAACCCGAUUUUCGUGUGAAGUCCCCACUGAUUGCUGGUGAAGUGGAAAUCUGUCUCAUGGAGGCCUCACGUGUUCUCCCAACUGAUAAAAAGAUUCGUGAUGAUUGGGAUAAGUCGAUCAAGCUUAUGAAAGAUGCUCAUGUGCGAUUACUGAGGAAGCUCACUAGAGGGAGGGUUGGGGACGUGAAGGAAAUAGAGGAGGAUCUUAACAGGGUGCCAGUUUUUGGUAUCCAAGUUGCUGGAGGAACUAUGGCAUGUUGGGUUAUGACUAUGCCAUUUGGAGCCUUUUACUUUGUUCAACGUCUUGGUUCAGUGCAAAUUCCUAUGAAUCGAGGCCAAUCUUCACUCGCUGGAUUUAUGGAUGAAUUAUGGAAGUUAAGGGCGUCUCUACGAAACCACAUUCGCACCCUUAAUGAGAUUGUGGAAAAAGUUGAUGCGUCUUUAUAUAACAUAGCUUUUUGUUCACCACAAGCUCGGGAAGAUGUGCCCCUUUACGAUGGAGAGCAAUCGCUAAGAACUUCACUGACAAUAGCAAUUGCAAAGUCUGCUAAACGAAAUCGGCGAAAGAAGUUAACUCGAUACGCCUAUAAGGUUCUGGCGAAUCAGGGAAAAGAAGCAACUAUUAUCCCCAGUAACGAUAAAGACAUUCAAAAUAAUGAAGCACCUACUGUUAAUCCUAAUAUUCAUGAUAAUACAGAUAAUCAGAAAAAACAUGAAAAAACAGAGAUAUUCUACAAUCCAGAAAAGCACAAAACACAAAUAGAGACACGGAAAUCUACGAAAAAAGAUACUGUUAAUUAUAUCCGAACACAGUGGGUUUCUGAGAAUUUUGUCGCUGAGGAUCUUAAAUCAACCAAUUUAUCCCAGCCUUCCACAGUAGUCAGUCCGAAGUCUACAUUCAUCGAAAAAUUCUUAGAAAAAAGGCGCGAAAGGCGAAUUGCAAAUCAAAUUCCUAUUGAUGACAUCUCUUCGAUACCAGAAAAAUAUAUGAAGUUAUUGGAGGUAGAGAUAUUUCGCGAACCCAAUGUCUUAGAAUCAAUACCUCAAGAUUUAUGGAAUGGGUUUGGACAAUGGGCAUGUUUUAUUAAUAAG